AAGCCUAGGGGGGGGGGCGGGCUACGGAAGUGCUGAACCCGGUAGCGCUGGGCGGGAAAGGCCGCUGGGGGCCAGCGCAGGCUGGCGGCGGGGCGGAGGAUGCUGAAGUUGGCCGCGGGGCUGUUGGUAGCGGCCGCCGUGGCUCUGGUGCUGGAUUGGUACGCACCGUCCCAGGGGCUGUAUCCGCAGGGACCGCGCCGCCGCCGGGCUCCUCAGCUCGGUCCCGGCGCGGAGGCCGCCGGGCUGCUUUGGGUGGUGCAGGUGUCGGAUAUUCAUAUCAGUAGAUUUUGGGAUCCCAAACGAACUUCAGACUUUGAAAAAUUCUGUUCCGAAACAGUGGAUGUAAUUCAGCCAGCACUUGUUCUAGCAACAGGUGACCUGACAGAUGCUAAGACAAAAGAUAAACUGGGAUCUGAACAGAUAGAAGUAGAAUGGCAAACUUACCAGUCAAUCCUGAAGAGAUCAAGGGUCAUGGAAAAAACCAAGUGGAUAGAUAUCAAAGGGAAUCAUGAUUCAUUCAACAUUCCUCACCUGGAUAAUGUCCGAAAUUAUUACAGGAAAUACUCUGCCUGGAGUAAAGAUGGCUCUUUCCACUACCUUCACACCACCUCUUUUGGGAACUACUCAUUCAUCUGUGUGGAUGCCACACUCAGCCCAGGCCCCAAGAGACCAUAUAAUUUCCUUGGGAUUUUAAACACGAAUCAAAUGGAAGAGCUAUCUUUGAUGACAGCAGAAAGUCUUCACAGCAAUCAUACUAUCUGGUUUGGCCACUAUCCCACCUCAACAAUCAUCUCCCCAGCUCCAGGAAUACGAACACUAAUGAAUUCUGCCACAGCCUAUUUAUGUGGACACCUCCACACCCUGGGUGGGCUGAUGCCAGCCUUGUACACUCAGCACUCUGGUGGCACUUUGGAGCUUGAACUGGGAGACUGGAAGCACAACAGGAGGUACCGGAUCCUGGCGUUUGAUCACGACCUCCUCAGCUUUGCAGAUCUUACCUUUAAUGAGUGGCCUGUAGUUCUCAUCACCAACCCCAAAUCCCUCCUUUACAGCAGUGCUGCUCAUGAACCACUGGUCAGAAUUCUUUAUUCCACUCACAUCAGAAUUCUGGCCUUCUCUCCUUCUGGCAUCACCUCUGUUGAAGUCUAUAUAGAUGGAGUUCACCUGGGGAGUGCACAUCAGGCAUCUGGCCCUCUCUAUGUGCUGAGGUGGAGCCCCCAGAACUACAGUGAAGGGUUCCAUCACAUAAAUGUGACUGCCCAGGAUGCCUCAGGAAGAACUAGCACACAGAGUCAUAUAUUUGCUUUGGAAGAAAAUCUCUCUCUUAGGUUUGGCUUUUGGGCAUCUGUUGUUCUUCUCACUGACUUCUAUCUUCUAGCUCGUGUGCUCUUUGGGCUGAUGGUGCUGAUUCAGAUUGCCUUGAUCAUUGUUUUCAGAUACCUCCAAAAGCCAGCACUCAGAGAAAAGCCAGGAUUACUUACUCUGACCUCGUAUUCCCUUCAUGUCUCCAGUAAAACAGACACCUUUUAUUACUCUGUUCUGGUUCUGAACUUAUACACCAUACUGGGACCAUGGUUUGUAGGUGAACUGAUAGAUGGCCAGCUGGGGGCCUGUUUUUCCUUUGGAGUGUUCACUGGUGGUUCCUUCUUACAGGGUGGUCUGACAUUUUUCAUUGGGAUUUUACAGAUGUUGUUUUUCAACCUGCCACUAAUGGCCUAUCUGUGCUGGUGCCUGCUGCUGCGGUGCCAGGGUCACACCUUCCGCUCUCACCUCCGCCGGGGCCGUCGCCUGAAAGCUGUGCCCAUCUACCUGACCAUGACUCUCCUCCUGGCCUGGCAUGUCUACUCCUGCUACUUGCUGCAGAGAUCCUAUGGGACCUUGGCUUUCUUCUUCUCCCCCAUGAGGACGUGGCUGGUGGUGCUGACCCCGUUGCUGAUUCACAAAACCUGGACGCUGAAAUCAUCUCAGCUCAGAUCUUACAUAGUAGAAAUGAAAAACUGCCAAAGCUCCUGAAGUACAAUGUCAGUAUUCAACAUCCUGACUUAAAAACUGCCAAGGCACAACCUACUGGUUUGUGAUGCUGGAAUUCCCUACAGGCCAACGCUUUAAGUGGCAAGAUCUUAAGUUGUGCCUGCAUUGCUACAGACCUGUAUCAAAAAGGAAAUGUAAAAACUAUGUAUUAUACUUGUAAUAAACUGAAUAAUAUAUGUUAUAUAUAUUUCUUUUAAAUAGUAAUGCAAGGCAGUAGCAGGAAAAGUUGUGUGAGUUGUGACCAGGUGGAUGAUCAGCUGAGCCUGAUGGUAGAGCUAUGAGGAAGUAGAAAGGUUAAGGAGCAUCAGGGAGUCUGAGAGAGGGAGACUGGAGCAAUGCUCUGCCCUGCAGGAGACAAAAGCGCCUUGGGACCAUUGGUGAGGAAAGCUGGCACACAGGUAUUUUUUUUCCUCUCUACUUGGUCAGAGGCACUGGAGGAAACAGACAGACCCUGGCUCUGUGGCUGGUGUUACCACCACAAUUUGGGGUUUUUUGAUGAGGGGAUGGCUGACACAGCAGGCUUGCUGGCAUCAGAUGGGAUCCACCUUUCUUAAAGAGGCAGGGGAGUACUUGUGCAGGGCUCACUGACAGAACUUUAAACUAGAUGGGAAGGAGGGGGAUCACAUCAGGCUUCCCUGUGACAAGCUGUGGGAUGACAUGCCAAGGUCAAAGGGAUGGGUUGCUUGUAAGGGCACUCAUCCUGCUGCUCAGAGAUGUGCUGGACACACUGCAGCACACUCAAAGCCUUAUGGAGAUGAGCAAGGGGCUCCUGAAAUAAUAGGAGUGGACAUGGAAGCACUGGGGAAAUACCUCCAGGGACUUCAGUCACUCCAGACAGUAAAUCAGCUUCAUCAGGGGCCCAACUUAAAUGCCUUUAUGCCAGUGCACAUACUAUGGGGAAUAAACAAGAGAAGUUACAGACAUGUAUGUGCCUGCAGAGCUGUGACCUUGCUGGCAUCAUGGAGACAUAGUGGGGAUGACUACUCUGACUAGUGUUGGGAUGGAAAGAUACAGGCUCUGUAGGAAGGACAUGCAGGGGAGAAGAGGAGGGGUUGUUGCCCUCUGUGUUGCUGGAAUGCACAGAGCCCCACCCAGAGAUGGAUGAGGAACCAACUUGCUUUUGGUUCAGGAUUAAAGAGAGGGCAGGGACAUGAUAGUUGGGGUCUGCUGAAGGUCACCUUACCAGGAAUACAGAGCAGAUGAGGCCCUUACAGACAGGGGUAGCCUCAUGUUCACAAGCCCUUGCCCUGGUGGAGUUCAACCCCUCAGGUGUUGGAGGAACAGCCUAGCAGGGCACAGACAACCAAGGAGGUUCCUGGAAAGCACUGGUGAUAACUUCCAAGUGACAGAGAAGCCAAUGAGGAGUAACUGGCUGGUGAACAUAUCCUCUCCUUUGUUUACCACUGCCAAGGCUGCCAAUACUCCCACUUUGCCAGUGAAAGGACAGUGCCUGAUCAGUGCUGCUGGGCUUCCAGGCUGUAGUCAUGAAUUUAGCUUUAAAGCAAAGAAUGGAGACAAUGUCCUCAGGACUGAAGAGCCUGAUGGAAUCCUGUGGUCUGAUGUCUGUGAACAAGGGAGCCAGGGUGGUAUUUCUGGGUCUCAGUCCAAUGCACAAGAGUGACCUAGGAGAACUCACUAAUUUAAGUUUUUCUAAGCCUAAAAAGCAUAGAACAAUAAUAAUCUGGAGCCAAGAGACCUGAGGUGCCUUUAUCUUUAAGGGGGACACUGGCCAGCUUCAGAAAACUGCUGAGUGCAACAUUUAAAAUAAUUCAGGUAAUUUUUCAGUAACUUAUUUAUGGCUUGUCAAGAAAAUGGAUAUGUAACUUUAUGGCACCUUAGAA
Molecule: messenger RNA, 3872 nt
Organism: Calypte anna (Anna's hummingbird)
Lineage: Eukaryota; Metazoa; Chordata; Aves; Apodiformes; Trochilidae
Gene: TMEM62
Product: transmembrane protein 62
Exons: 14
Coding region: 100-2013 (637 amino acids)
Molecular function (GO): hydrolase activity
Source: RefSeq, a predicted model, not a curated record